AAUUGCAGCACUGAAGGAAUGAAUAAGACGAAUUGUCCCGAGAAAUUCUACGCCGGUAGUGGGAUCCUUGCGACUGGAGCAACCGGAUUCCUGGGAGUAGGUGUAAUGGAAGAACUGAUCCGCCUGUGUCCACGCGUCGCUGCCAUUUUCAUACUAAUUCGCCCAAGAACUAACGAAACGAUGGAACAAAGAUUUAAGAAGAUUAUAGAUGAUCCCGUUCUUUCGAGCAAAGUUUACCCCGUGAAAAGUGACGUGAGUCUGCCGGAUUUAAGUCUUUUGCGAGAAGAUAGAAAUCUACUGUUACAGAAAGUAAACAUACUGUUUCACGUCGCGGCCACUGCGAGAUUCAACGAGCCAUUGCACGUGGCUGUUAAUGUGAAUACGAAUGGUACUGCUCGUGUUGUCGAACUUUGGAACGAACUGAGGCAUCCAAUUAGCUUCGUUAGCACAGCUUUUAGUAAUGCGAAUCUAUACGAGAUUGAGGAAAAAGUUUAUACCACGAGCUUGAAACCUUCAGAGGUGGUCUAUAUGUGUGACAAAUUCGACAAAACGUCUAUCAACCAAAUAGAGAAAAAGAUUUUAAAAACUUAUCCAAACACAUACACAUUCAGUAAGAAUUUAGCAGAGCAGAUUGUAGCAAGCAAGUGCAAAGAUCUGCCAGUUGCGAUAGUGCGGCCAAGUAUAAUUGGUGUCUCUUUAAAAGAACCAUGCCCUGGUUGGAUACAGGUUACUUCUGCAUUAACAGAUGUCUUUCUGCUUGUGAGCAGAGGAUGUGUAACAGCGAUGCGGUGUAGGAGAGAUGCAAGAUUGGAUGUAGUGCCUGUCAAUUUCGUAGUCGAUACGAUAAUUUGCACUGCAUGGCAUGUCACGCUACAUCGUGAUCGUGAAGUUAAAGUUUACAACUGCACGAGUAACGCACGUCCUUUUAAGUAAUAUUUAUUACGAAUUUUUUUUAACGAACGUAAUUCGAUUGUUAUAGUAUCUCAAAAGAUUCAGAUUAUUUAAGUAACGUGGACAAUAGAAGAGCAAACAAACAUAGAAGAUCUCAAUAAGUUUAGAAAAAUAGUGAUACAAUAUAAUAUUUAUUUUAAAUUCCAUAACAUUUCCCGAGAUAUUCGUAUGAUAAUAA
This is a messenger RNA of Bombus pyrosoma, 1129 nucleotides long. RefSeq names its product fatty acyl-CoA reductase 1-like. Gene Ontology annotation, biological process: long-chain fatty-acyl-CoA metabolic process. The transcript has 4 exons. Bases 19 to 933 code for a protein of 304 amino acids. Gene Ontology annotation, cellular component: peroxisome. Gene Ontology annotation, molecular function: alcohol-forming very long-chain fatty acyl-CoA reductase (NADP+) activity. The record is from RefSeq and is a predicted model, not a curated record. NCBI's taxonomy places the organism in Eukaryota, Metazoa, Arthropoda, Insecta, Hymenoptera, Apidae.